Exophiala mesophila is the source of this 1632-nucleotide messenger RNA. RefSeq lists its product as uncharacterized. Lineage: Eukaryota; Fungi; Ascomycota; Eurotiomycetes; Chaetothyriales; Herpotrichiellaceae. The transcript is spliced from 6 exons. Bases 1 to 1632 code for a protein of 543 amino acids. The record is from RefSeq and is a predicted model, not a curated record.
AUGGCGUCCCAAUCUACAAGUCUGGCCACUAAUGCCUUGAUCAAGAAAGCUCUGGAUUUGCGAGACGAUUCCUUGUCUCGUAUCACACCGCCUUUAGCCCUCAACCAUUUGCCCGAACCUCUUCCACAGAACGUUCGCGGCAUUCCCAAUGAGAUAUUGGAGAAAGAGGAAAUCGAGAUUACCUCGCUCGAGGCUAACGAGAUCCUAAAUGCGAUCAGAACCAAGAAGUAUUCCUGUGUCACUGUGUGCAAGGCAUUUCUCCGCCGGGCCGCCCUUGCACAGUCCUUGGUCAACUGUAUUACAGAGGUGCUUCCGGAGUUUGCUCUAGAGCGGGCAGCUUAUCUCGACUCCCUGGACGAGCCGGUAGGCCCUCUCCACGGGCUUCCUAUCUCGAUCAAGGAGCAUCAUGGGAUGUUCGGGAGAAUGAAGACGUGCGGCUAUGUCGCUUAUAUCGAUGAAGACCACUCUGGUGUGAGUGCAGUCAAUGAUGUCUUAUGGGCUGCAGGGGCUGUCUUCUACGCUCGAACUACCAUGCCGCAAACUGGAAUGCACCUAGAGACAUCAUCGAAUAUCUAUGGGGUAACCCUGAAUCCAUACAACCUGUCUCUUACUCCUGGUGGCAGUUCGGGCGGAGAGGCAGCUCUACUAGCAUUGAGAGGAAGUGUCCUGGGAGUGGGGGGAGAUAGUGGUGGUUCAAUCAGAGGCCCAGCUGCAAAUGUUGGAAUUUAUGGCUUCAAGCCUACAACGGGACGUGUUAGUCGUCGAGGAGCAAGGGUCGCUCCAGGCGGUGAUGGAAUAAUUGGCUCUCAUGGACCGAUGACUACUUCUCGAUCGGGUCUGUCACUCUUUAUGAGAACAUAUUGUAACUCACAGCCUUGGAAUAACGACCCUGCACUGGUUCCUCUCCCAUGGCGAGAGGUGAAGCUGCCGACCAAGCUCAAGAUCGCUUUCUUGUGGAACGACGGCAUCGUGAUGCCACAUCCUCCGGUGAGGAGGGCGCUCGACGACGUCGCCAAGGCUCUUCGUAGACAUCCUGACAGGUUCGAAGUAGUCGAUUGGGUUCCUCUUGACCAUGCAAAGGCCGACGACAUUGCCAUGGGACUAUACUUUGAGGACGGAUGCCGAGCAAUCAAGGAGGUGCUCAAGAAGGGCGGCGAGCAACCACGUCCUCUAACACAGUGGAUCUUUGACAAUGAACGCGUCAAGCACAAGACCAUUGAAGAAGUCUGGGAGUUUAAAGCACGAAGAAAUGAAUACCGACAACAAUAUAAUGACUAUUGGCUAGCCACUGGAGAUGUUGACGGCCAUCCUGUCGACGCCAUCAUCUCUCCAGCUGCUCCAGGUGCGGCUUAUCCACACAAUAAAGCAACUUAUUGGCUCUAUACCAGCCAGUGGAACCUCCUUGAGUACCCUGGCUCUUCGUUUCCGGUCACCACGGUGGAUCCAGAGUUAGAUGUCAAGGAUGAGUCUUAUGUGCCAAAGAACUCCCGAGACAGAGAGAACUAUGACCUUUACGAUCCGAUCAUCUUCAAGGACGCCACAGUCGGAUUGCAAAUCAUCACCCGUAAGUUUGAAGAUGAGAAGAAUCUCGCUAUUUUGGAAGCAGUCGAGAUAGCCAUGGGGAGGACAUAA